This is a messenger RNA of Neoarius graeffei (lesser salmon catfish), 6115 nucleotides long. RefSeq names its product eukaryotic translation initiation factor 4 gamma, 1a (gene eif4g1a). Gene Ontology annotation, cellular component: eukaryotic translation initiation factor 4F complex. Lineage: Eukaryota; Metazoa; Chordata; Actinopteri; Siluriformes; Ariidae. The coding region runs from base 548 to 5245 and encodes 1565 amino acids. The record is from RefSeq and is a predicted model, not a curated record. The transcript is spliced from 32 exons. Gene Ontology annotation, molecular function: translation initiation factor activity; mRNA binding; protein binding.
GGGUGGAAGGAGUAAGCCAGCAGCUGGCCGCCCGGUGUAUGUGUGGGAUUGAAGGGGAGCGAAUGGCUCGUGCAGUUCUGGGUGUUUGAUCCGAGCAGCGUCUGUUUCUGUUUCCCGGCAAUCCGACACCAUCCGCGCCUUAAACAUGGAGCUCCGGCCCACAGGUUCGCUCCGGAGGAACCCGACAUGUUUGUAGCGACUCAUGCCAACUGAAUUGAUCAGUUUUUUAAAACCACACCGUCACUUUUUGGCCUUUUCCCCUGCCAGUGAUUUCGGGGAUUUAAACGUUAAGUGGCGGUGAAGCUGAAGACCGGAGCGGCGGCGGCGGAUUCUCUCUCUCGCUUUUUUUUUUUCCUCUCCUUCAACUCUGAAGCUUCGCGCCGUCCGUUUAACAACCGUUUGAUCAGCGCGUGCUUCCCACACGCCGAGUACGGAUUAAGUGCGCACUACAUAGGGUCCCUGCUGAGUCUCUAACGAAGAGAUAAACAUCACUGAUUCACAGUUUGGCAGGCAGGUUCGAGAUCCCCCUCAUGCAGAACCACGGGAAAUGAAUAAACCGCCUCAGCCUAUCACAGGACCGCCCUCUGCCCCUCACCCCGCCCCUUCACCCGGACUGACGCAGGCUGUUUAUCCCCCUGGUCAGCCUGCCUCUGUUGUUUUUGCCACUCCGCCUCCACCAAUGAGCUCUGCACCUCAACCCAGACAGUCAUAUUACCCCCGGGGCAAUUUACAGAGUAACACCCCACGGGUGGCGACCAGUAACCCGCCACGCCCCGUCCCGCCCCCUCACGUCUACCCCUCGUCCUCGCAGAUGGUGAUGAUCCCCCAGCAGCAGCUCCCGUUCCCGCCCAACUCUCAGGGCCACACCUACUUCAUUCAGUCUGGACAGUACCGCGCACCGUACGUUCACCAGACGCAGCAGUAUUCGGUGGCCAGCGCACCGACAGGCUUUUACCCCGGAACCAACCCUGACUACAGCUCCACGUAUGCUGGAGCGUAUUAUCCUGCUCAAGCUCAGUACCAACCUUCAGUGCCCACCGCACCUGUGAUGAUGAACCCUGCCCAGCAGCAACAGGCUCCACCUCCUCAGCAGCAAGUCCCGCCCCAACAGCACAAAAGGGAGCGCAAACAGAUUAGAAUACGGGACCCGAAUCAGGGAGGACGUGACAUCACGGAAGAGAUCAUGUCUGGAGGAAGGACCACGUCUACGCCCACACCUCCUCAGUCUGUAGGUGUCGAAGUCAGCAGUUCUGCCCAGACAAACGGUGAAAAUGUGACUCCUGCAGCUGUUGCUCCGGUCAUCCGAUUCGAUGAUCAUGUGAAGUCCUCGAGCCCUGCGGCUCGUGCCUCGCCCACUCCGCCUUGUUCAGAUCCUACCCCCGAGCCUAAGUCCGUCCCGGAUAUCCUCGCUGCCCCGGCGGUUCCAGUGCCUCCAGGACAAAGCGAAGACGCUGUUUCCACCCCCUCUCCAUCCUCAUCACCUGCUCCUACAGCUCUCCCCACAGAGCCCACAACGAGUGACUGUGUGGACACCCCUGUGCUUCCUGAAACCACACCCCAAAAGGAGGUGGAGGAGGAAGAGGAGGAGCCUAACUCCGCCCCUGCUGAACAGUCCUGUGUUCACGUUGAAAAUGCUGAGCCAGAAAAGGAGACCGAGCCAUGCAUCGACACGCCACUCCCUGACUCCGCCUGUAUUGUUGUGCCUGCCGAGGAGGACACGCCUCCUGCAGCAGCAACCAACGGGGAGACGGACUCUCACGAUGUCGAGCUCACCCCAACGGCCACACCCAUUUCUGAGCCUGAGAUCAUCCCGGUGGUCAACGGUCUGCCUCAGGAACCUGAAGAGCUGCAGGAUGAGAAACUCGAGGCAGAACCGGAGCUGAUCGCUGAGCCUGAAGCAGCUGAGGUUCAGGAAAUUGAUGCAAAAACAUCUGCAGAAGAGGAGGAAGAGGAAGAGGAGGGGAGAGUGGAGGAAGAGCCCGCUCCUGCUGAGGAGACGACUAUGCGUGCUGUUCCAUCCGUGCCAAAGAAGAAAAAGCUGAAGAAAAGUGAUUUGAAUAAUAAAGCUGUCGGAGACGUGUUGGAUGCCUAUAAAGAGCCGGAGGAGAAGGAGCUCACUCCUGACCCGGCUCCUGUUGAGGUCCAGCCCUCGGAACCUCAUCCUGCUCCCUCUCCCUCCCCUGAGGAGAUGGAAGAGACGUGGGAGGAAAAAGAGGACAAACUGGAUACCGAGAACAUCGAACCCGAGACGGCAAAACCUGUGGAGCAGAAAUAUCAAUAUAAAGAGGAGCACUGGAAGCCCAUUAAUCCAGAGGAGAAGAAGCAGUACGAUCGGGAAUUCCUCCUGCGCUUCCAGUUCAUCAGUGUGAGCAUGCACAAACCCGAGGGUCUUCCGCACAUCACUGACGUUGUUCUGGACAAGGCUAAUAAAACACCGCUGCGGCCGUUGGACCCGAGCCGCCUGAUGAACUGUGGGCCAGAUUUCACGCCUUCAUUCGCUAAUCUGGGCAGAGCUCCACUUUUAGGAGGACGAGGACCUCCCCCAGGGCCGCGGCGGUCUCAGCCGGGUCAGCGCAAAGAGCCACGCAAAAUCAUCGCCAGCGUGUCUCUGAACGAUGACGUGCAGCUGAACAAGGCUGAGAAAGCCUGGAAGCCAGCGGUGAAGAAGUCUCGCGCUGAUGAUGAUGACCCCGAAGCGGUCAAAACUCGGGAGCUGUUCCGGAGAGUGCGCAGCAUCCUGAACAAACUGACACCGCAGAUGUUCCAGCAGCUCAUGAAGCAGGUCACGGAGCUAACCAUUGACACCGAGGAAAGACUCAAAGGAGUCAUCGACCUGAUAUUCGAAAAAGCCAUUUCCGAACCCAACUUCUCCGUCGCUUACGCCAACAUGUGCCGCUGCCUUAUGGGGCUGAAAGUGCCCACCUCAGACAAACCGGGAGCCACUGUGAAUUUCCGUAAACUGCUGCUGAACCGCUGCCAGAAGGAGUUUGAGAAGGACAAGGACGAUGACGAGAUCUUCGAGCAGAAGCAGAAGGAGCUGGACGCUGCCACAGAGGAGGAAGUUCGGCAGCGGUUGAACGAGGAGCUGGAGGAAGCGAAGGACCAGGCCCGCCGCCGUUCCCUCGGCAACAUCAAGUUCAUCGGAGAGCUGUUUAAGCUGAAGAUGCUGACGGAGCCGAUCAUGCACGACUGCAUAGUCAAGCUGCUGAAGAACCACGACGAGGAGAGUCUCGAGUGCCUCUGCAGGCUCCUGUCCACCAUCGGCAAGGACCUGGACUUCGAGAAGGCUAAGCCCCGUAUGGACCAGUAUUUCCACCAAAUGGAGAAAAUAAUAAAAGAGAGAAAAACAUCAUCGAGGAUUCGCUUCAUGCUGCAGGACGUGUUGGACCUGAGAAGAAAUAACUGGGUUCCCCGGCGAGGUGACCAGGGCCCCAAAACCAUUGACCAGAUCCAUAAAGAGGCAGAACUGGAGGAACACAGGGAGCAGAUUAAAGUGCAGCAGCAGCUUUUGUCCAAGAAAGACUCGAGUCGAGGAAGAGGAGGCAGACUGAAUCAGCCUCAGGACGAGGGCUGGAACACGGUACCGAUCACCACCAAGAACCGGCCCAUCGACACGUCCCGCCUCAGCAAGAUCACCAAGCCUGGUGCUUUGGAUUUCAACAAUCAGCUGCUUGCUCCUGGAGGAAAGGGAUCAUGGGGCAGUUGGGGUAAAGGGAGCAGCGGUGGAUCUGGAGUCAAAACGAGCACCGAACAAGAUACAGGAAGGCCGACGACGAGCACCCUGAACCGCUUCUCAGCUCUUCAGCAGUCAGGACCUUCAUCCACAUCUGCACUGGACUCUGAGCGCAGAGUUCCUCAAAGGAGCAGCUCGAGUCGAGACCGCAGCGAGCGAGACCGGGAACGCUUUGAUCGAUUGGACCGCCGGGACAGCCGCGAGGACCGAGACCGGGGGCUGGACAGGACGCGUGUCCCCGUAACUAAGCGUAGUUUCAGCAGGGAGAGCGAGGACCGGUCUCGAGGCGGAGAUGUGCGCCGUGUCUCCAGCAUGACGGACGAGAGGGAACGCAGGAGCCGAGACCGAACCGCCAGCCGAGAGACCGCAGCGAAGCGUGAAACGGCUUCGACGCCACUGCCGGCUCCAAGCAAACCCGCCCUGAGCGAGGAGCAGCUGGAGAAGAAAUCCACCGCCAUCAUCGAGGAGUACCUGCACAUCAACGACCUGAAGGAGGCAGUACAGUGUGUGCAGGAGCUGAACAGCGCGUCUGUGCUCUUUGUGUUUGUGCGUAACGCCGUGGAGUCGACGCUCGAGCGCAGCACCAUCGCCCGAGAGCACAUGGGCCUUCUGCUGCACAAAUUAAUCAGCGCCGCCAUUUUACCUCCUGAGCAGUACUACAGAGGGCUCCGGGAGAUUCUGGAGGUGGCCGAUGACAUGGCCAUCGAUAUUCCUCACAUCUGGCUGUAUCUGGCGGAAAUCAUCACACCCAUGCUGCAGGAUGGAGGAAUCCCCAUGGGGCCGCUCUUCAGGGAGGUGGCGAAGCCGUUGCUGCCGUUUGGAAAAGCUGCUGUGCUGCUGGUUCACAUCCUCAACCUGCUCUGUAAAGGACUGAGUCACAAAAAAGUUGGCGCCCUGUGGAUUGAUGCCAGACUCAACUGGAAGGACUUCCUGCCCGAGGAUGAGGACGUCAACAAGUUUGUGACAGAACAGAAAGUGGAGUUUACGCUGGGGGAGGAGUCUGAGAAGCCGAGUAAGAAGGAGCUGAGCGCUGAGGAGCUGAGCAAGAGCCUCGAGCGACUGAUGUUGGACAAAGCCAACAACCAGAGGAUCCACGACUGGGUGGAGGCGAAUCUCGAUGAGCAGCAGAUGACCUCCAGCUCGUUCGUCCGAGUGCUGAUGACCUCCGUGUGCCAAGCGGCCAUCAUCUGCGAGAACCCGUAUAAGGUGGACGUGGACCAGAUUACCCAGAGGGCCAAGCUGCUGCAGAAGUACCUGGUGGACGAGCAGAAGGAGCUGCAGGCGCUUUACGCUCUCCAGGCUCUCAUGGUGCGACUGGAGCAACCGGCAAAUUUGCUGAGGAUGUUCUUCGACACGCUGUACGAUGAGGACGUGAUUAAGGAGGAAGCGUUCUACAAGUGGGAGUCCAGCAAAGACCCAGCUGAGCAAGUGGGCAAAGGCGUGGCUCUCAAAUCUGUCACGGCAUUCUUCACCUGGCUGCGAGAGGCUGAGGAUGAAUCGGAUAACAGCUAAAAACAAGAGUGCCCCCUUCAGCCCGGAAGCUGUACUGCGCUGAAGGAAAGGACUCCAAACUGUACUGAACUUUAAACUCAUGAAGACUCGAGACAGUUGAUGGACACCGACUACAAUCAUUGCUCCUCUUUUCUUCCCCCACCCUUUCAAUUUUGAAAAUAAAUAAAGGAUUUCUUUUCUGAGGGGGAAACACAAAUGAUUUUUAUGAUUUUGCUUUAUGGCAGCGUGCCACGGUUGACGAGGAUUUUUUAAUUUUUUUUUCUCUUUUUCUGGAGACAAUGCAACCUCCCCUCCCCCCAAGUGCUGCUCUUAUUAACCUGUCAGUGUAGAUUUAUACGCAGCGUUUGUAGACGAGGUGGUGACGUACAUGACGCUCUGGAGGCGAGCGAGAGAUCAGGCUGUGCUCUAGCUCUGCGUUAGGAACGCCUUUUCUCUCUCUCGUGUGUAUGUGAGAAAUGUUUUUUGUUUUUAACAUGUAAGAAGGAGGAUGCAGGUGAGGGUCGAGGAUUUACUGAUGGAGCUGGGGUUUCUUUUUUUUUUUUCCUUUCCCCCUUCCUGUUUGCUGUAAGAGCAGGCAUUGAUCAGAUCAGGGUUCAUGGGGAUGAACUUUGACCUUUAACCCUUUUUAGCUGCUGGAAAAGGGUCACCAUGCUUCCUUGUAAGUCUGCCCUGUGCCCCCCCCGGCCUUCAUGACAUUUCUGCUCCUUUUUAUUUUUAAUCUCUCGAGGGAGUUCCCCCUUGCAAAAGCCCCUCCACCCUGUUCAAGCAAAGCCUGCACCUUUUUUUCUUUUUUUUCUUUCUUUUAAAUAUAAGUAAUUCGUUACAGAAGAAAACUUGAAGACUAGACAAUAAAAUCACCUGAGACAGGAA